AUGAUGAAUUUGAGAUACACUUUUAUAACGUUAGGUGAUGCAUCCCGUGACUUGCCCGCUAUGCAGGUCGAAAGUGUACCUAGUUGUGGAGUUCGAGCCAUUGCUUACCAUCCGGCAUCGACCCAGGAAAUGUUGGUUUGGUCAGAUCACUUGCUGCAUGCUGCUGAAGAAAGAUUGCCAGUGGUGAUGCUGAUAAUACUGCCCGAGCACAGCGACAAGGGUUGUUCGAUUAGCCGCUUCCAUGACCACACAGGCGGGACACCCCGACCCCCUGCCAGGGUCAGUGCAGCUUCUCCACGAGCUUGUGCCAUGAGCUGCCGGCUUGCUCGCGUGAGCUACCCUGGCACUCUCCAAGGCUGCCUUUCUGCCUUCAGGUUCUGUUGGGCAGGUGGCAUGCUGCUGACAGAGUGCUUUUGCUCCGGAAAAUCUUCAUCCCAAAUCCACCCUCCACACUCCCCACCCAACAUGAUGCCGGCGGCGGUUAAGAGUGAUUUCUUGCAGAAUAUAAUAAUGGAGAUGAAGAGGAGUUCCCAUGAAAUGUUCCCACAGUUCACCGCCUGCGGCGUUGAACAGCCCCAGCGGCACUCGUCUGCGGCGCAGCGCGGACACGACGUCGACAAUUCAACUUCGGUGUCUGGAUACGCUAUGAAUUCAUUCCAUUUCGACUACGGAGUAUUACUCCGUACCUAG
This is a messenger RNA of Rasamsonia emersonii CBS 393.64, 690 nucleotides long. RefSeq lists its product as uncharacterized. NCBI's taxonomy places the organism in Eukaryota, Fungi, Ascomycota, Eurotiomycetes, Eurotiales, Trichocomaceae. The transcript is spliced from 8 exons. The record is from RefSeq and is a predicted model, not a curated record. The coding region runs from base 1 to 690 and encodes 229 amino acids.